This is a messenger RNA of Argiope bruennichi, 717 nucleotides long. RefSeq names its product zinc finger protein 710-like. Gene Ontology annotation, molecular function: chromatin insulator sequence binding. Bases 1 to 717 code for a protein of 238 amino acids. Gene Ontology annotation, biological process: regulation of transcription by RNA polymerase II. The transcript is spliced from 7 exons. Gene Ontology annotation, cellular component: chromosome. Lineage: Eukaryota; Metazoa; Arthropoda; Arachnida; Araneae; Araneidae. The record is from RefSeq and is a predicted model, not a curated record.
AUGGAUGCUGAGCAUAAUGUGGAAACAAAUUUUGAAAGUAGUUGGGUUAAACUGCCUGAUCUUAAUUUACAGUGCAAGAUCUGUUACAAAAUUUUGUCUAGCCGUCAACGUGUUAAACUGCACAUGUUGACUCAUUCUCAAAGCCGUGUAUAUUUGAAACUGCUAUCCUGUCGUUGUGGAAUUUGUAAUAAAACAUUUGCAACAAAACAGCGACUUGCCAGUCAUAUUGAAACUCAUAAAGAAGUUAGAAGACUUUACCCUUUUAAUAAAACAUAUUCAUCCUUAACUUGUAAUAUUUGUGAUAAAGUUUGCAGUUCAAGGUUUCGACUCUUUUCUCAUAUGGAUACCCAUAGUGAAGUAGAAGGCCUUACACUGAAUGUAAUUUUAGAUGUAAUGUAUGCUCAAAGAACUUUACAACCAAGAGAAGAUAUCUGCAACAUAUGGAAAGUCAUUCUGAAAUUCGAAGAAUCUUCACUUGUUUAUUUUAUUGCUGUGAAUGGAUUAACAAUUUUCAUUCAUAUUAGUGAAAGUUCAUAUAUGCCUUUGAAGGAUUUACAGUGUGAAGUAUGUGGGAGAGUCCUUUCUAGUAAACAAAGGAAGAAAAUGCAUAUGGCUACUCAUUCAAGCAUUCGUGAAAUCUACCGAUGUUCUAUAUGUCCCAAAGAAUUUGUAUGGUGUGAAACUCUUGCCCGCCAUAUGCGAACCUACCAUUCAUGA